UUUGGUUCAUUUGUGGUUCCAUAGAUUCUGUACACAGAUUCUACGUCCUCUUUUAUUCAACUUCAAUGAUGGCAAGUUUAUCACAGUAAUUUGUAUAUACUUUGCAAUAAUGCCAGAAGCUGUGCAAGAAGAACAACCAAACACUUUUUGGGGUCGAAUAAGACAAGGAUUUUCCAUCAAUGAGAACAAUGUGAUUAAUCCUGAAAUAGCUCAUUUACCUGUGGUUGUUUUCUGUGGUUCUCUAGUUGGUAUGAUGGUUGGUGGUCGAUAUGGUGCCAGAAUACGAGGAGCAACCAGUAUUUCUAACAAUCAACUGACAGUUUACAAAAAUUCAGUCCAGGCUGAAAGAGCAUACUUCUCUGCAAUAUUACUUGGAUUUUUUCAAUAUGGAAGUCGUUGGGGUUGGAGAGCAGGCCUGUAUUCAGGUAUAUACAGCACCACGCUAACAGGAAUGUCUAUUGGUCGUAACAAAGAAGAUGCGCUGAACUAUAUAGUUUCUGGAGCUGUCACAGGGACUGUGUACAAAAUAUUUUCUGGUUUUCGUGGCAUUAUUGUUGGAGGAGCAUUAGGUGCUGCAAUUUGUAUACCUGUUGGUAUUUGCAUGCAAUGUUUGUCUUAUUUUAUUCCAUACCAACAGAUUUUAAAGGAAGAUAUCGCUAGACAGAAAGCUGAGAGGAAACAGCACUUGAAAUUAACUGAAAAUGUUUUAAACAGAAUGAAAAAUGAAUUAGAAGACUUUGUAAACAGUGAAGAUUAAGUUAUUGUAUUUUUAAUUUUUAAAUGUUUUGAUAUGUGACUAUUUAUGAGAAACAACUUUGAUGUGUCAUAAAUUAUAUGGUUGUUUCUUACCACUAGUGCUAUAUUUAAACACAUCUUAUGCUGAAAUUGUUUUUUAGCAAUUGAAAUAAGUACCAAAACAUUGUACUGUGCAAUUGUGUUUA
Molecule: messenger RNA, 941 nt
Organism: Xenia sp. Carnegie-2017
Lineage: Eukaryota; Metazoa; Cnidaria; Anthozoa; Malacalcyonacea; Xeniidae
Product: complex I assembly factor TIMMDC1, mitochondrial-like
Exons: 1
Coding region: 110-757 (215 amino acids)
Cellular component (GO): mitochondrion
Source: RefSeq, a predicted model, not a curated record